Papaver somniferum (opium poppy) is the source of this 3219-nucleotide messenger RNA. RefSeq lists its product as uncharacterized. Gene Ontology annotation, molecular function: aspartic-type endopeptidase activity; zinc ion binding; nucleic acid binding. The coding region runs from base 1 to 3219 and encodes 1072 amino acids. The record is from RefSeq and is a predicted model, not a curated record. NCBI's taxonomy places the organism in Eukaryota, Viridiplantae, Streptophyta, Magnoliopsida, Ranunculales, Papaveraceae. Gene Ontology annotation, biological process: proteolysis. The transcript has a single exon.
AUGGUAAGACCUCGUCGAGCACCAGUUCGUACUGAAGCAGAAAUCACUCGUGACGCCAUUACUGAGCUACAAGCCCAGAUGGCUUCCAUCACAAAUGCCCUCCAAGCCAUUAUGGUUCAGCAACCAACACCAGCCGUACGCGAACAUGUUGCUCACGUUAACAAUAACAGAGACGAUGUUGAUAACGAAGAAAACCCGUUUGCAGACGACGUUAAUCCCUUUGCUCCUCUACACACCAACCGUACCCUAGCACCAGAUAACGUACAAAACGUAGCAGCUCAUAUUCAUUGGGAAUCGGGUUUCAAAACCGAGAUACCAGAGUUUCAUGGAAAUUCUUCAGCUGAAGAACUGCUCGAUUGGAUAGUCACGGUAGAAGAAAUCCUAGAAUUCAAACGAGCUCCAAUGGAUCAAUGUGUUCCUGUUUUAACAAUGCGUUUUCGUGGAAGAGCAGCUGCAUGGUGGACACAAUUGAAGACAACUCGUGCACGUCUUGGAAAACCAAAAAUCAUGUCAUGGGAUAAGCUUUCAUCAAAACUUAAGAAAACAUUCUUGCCUUACAAUUAUGACCAGCUUAUGUUUCAGCGUCUCCAUACCAUCCGUCAGGGAAAUCGAUCUGUGGUUGACUACUCCACUGAAUUUUUUUUACUUCUCAAUCGAGUUGAUAUACAAGACUCUGAGCGUCAACUGGUGGCACGGUUUACAGCAGGAUUACGACAACAGAUUCAACACACAAUCAAUCUCUUCCAUCCAUUAACACUGUCAGAAGCACAUCAACAAGCUUUAACUAUUGAGGCGCAAACUAAAUUAUCCUUUUCAUCAUGGUCUACUGUUCGUUCUUCUCGACCAAAUCACAAUCCGACUGCGACAGAUGACGCUGUUUCUGUCAAAGCAGACACACCCAUUGUUCCAGCUCUUGACACUCGGCAAACUCGACCAAACUCAAUUCGUUGCUUUUCUUGUGGAGAUUUAGGUCAUCGACAGUCUAACUGCCCCACUAGAAACAGAAGAGGCCUCCUCCUUGACACUGCUGGUAAUGACGUUGAAGUAAUUUACGAUGAGGAAACUACAGAGCCACAAGAUGAAGUAGAGGUUCUUAAAGCUGAUAGUGGACCAGCAUUAAUGUUGCGACGUUUGUGUUUAGCUCCGCGUGGAACAGAUAUCAACCCUCAACGACAUAAUCUUUUUCAUUCAAAGUGUACUAUUGGAGGCAAGGUGUGCAACUUCAUAAUUGAUUCUGGUAGUAGUGAAAACGUCAUUGCUGAGGAAGUUGUAACCAAACUUCAAUUAUCAACAGAACUACAUCCUAACCCCUACAAGUUGGCAUGGUUGGAUCGGAAUACCGAUGUACUCAUAACUCGACGAGCAUUGAUUUCUUUUUCGGUGGGUGAUUCAUAUAAGGAUCAGAUUCAUUGUGAUAUUGCUCCAAUGGAUGCUUGCCAUCUACUUUUAGGACGUCCUUGGUUAUUUGAUCUUCGAGUACAACACGAUGGCUAUCGUAAUACCUACAGUUUUCGUUACAAUAAUCGCAAUUUCACUCUACAGCCUUCUUUGCCCGAGAAACAACAUACACCAUCAGCUCCAGUCCUUUUCUUGCAGCAAAAGGCUUUUGAACAAACACUUCGAGAAGAAAGAUGUGUUCUAAUAUUGAUCAAUUCGGUUGUCAGAGAGUCUUUGUCGUCACCUCCAGAACAUUUUCAAAGACUAUUGGAAGAGUUUCAGGAUGUUUUUCCUAAUGAGUUACCACCCGGACUUCCUCCCCUCAGAGAUAUUCAACACCAUAUUGAUCUAAUUCCAGAUGCUGUUCUUCCUAAUAGAGCUCAUUAUCGUAUGAGUCCGAGUGAGCAUGAAGAACUUAGACGUCAGGUUGAGGAACUUGUGUUGAAGGGAUAUUUACGUGAAAGCCUGAGUCCGUGUGCAGUCCCAGCUUUGCUUAUACCAAAGAAGGAUGGAUCUUGGAGGAUGUGUGUCGACAGCCAUGCUAUAAAUAAAAUUACAGUACGCUAUAGAUUUCCCAUUCCCCGUCUCGACGAUCUAUUAGAUCAAAUUGGAGCUGCAACGAUUUUCUCUAAACUGGAUCUUCGAAGUGGUUAUCAUCAGAUACGAAUCCUCCCAGGAGAUGAAUGGAAGACGGCUUUUAAAACUCGAGAAGGACUUUUUGAAUGGCUUGUCAUGCCCUUUGUCUUGUCCAAUGCACCAAGCACUUUCAUGCGUGUUAUGAAUCAAUCUCUUCGGCCCUUCAUAGGUAAGUUUGUAGUUGUUUAUUUUGAUGAUAUUCUCAUAUUUAUUAAGUCCUUCACAGAACAUCUUGCACAUUUAAGAGAAGUACUUCUUGUUCUCCCUCGAGAUCAACUAUUUGCCACACUAAAGAAGUAUGAGUUCGGCUCUCCUGAGGUUCACUUCCUUGGAUACAUCGUCUCAGCAAAAGGUCUAGCCGUCGAUCCGAGCAAGGUAGAAGCAAUCAAAUCUUGGCCUACUCCUACUACUUUAUCUGAAACUCGAAGUUUUCAUGGUCUAGCAUCUUUUUAUCGAAGAUUUGUGCCGCAAUUUAGCAGUUUGAUGGCACCUAUCACUGAUUGUAUUCGUCAUGAUAGUGUCUUCACUUGGACUACCGAAGCAACUACAGCUUUUGAGAUCAUUAAAACGAAAUUGUUAUCAGCACCUAUACUAGCUCUUCCAGAUUUUACUCAAGUUUUUGAACUUCAUAGUGAUGCUUCUAAGUUGGGCAUUGGUGCUGUCUUGAGCCAACGCAACAGACCUAUCACCUUCUUCAGUGAAAAACUGGCUGGAGCUCGUCUACGUUAUAGUACUUACGAUGUGGAAUUUUAUGCAGUGGUUCAAGCAAUCAAACACUGGAGACAUUAUCUUUUCCAUAAAGAAUUUGUUCUCUACACAGAUCAUGAUGCUUUAAAACACCUGAACAGUCAAGAUAAAAUCUCAGCUCGUCACGCAUCAUGGAUAUCUUACUUGCAACAAUUUACGUUUGUUAUCAAACACACGUCAGGUGUUUCCAAUCGAGUUGCUGAUGCCCUGAGUCGUCGCCAUUCUUUGCUGAGUGUUCUUCAUGUCUCAGUUCCGGGAUUUUCCACCUUUGCUGAUUUGUAUGAGUCUGAUGACUUCUUUGGUCGAGUUCUUCUUGACGUUCAGAAUGGUCUUCCUCGAGAUUUUACUAUGCACGAUGGCUUUCUUUUUCGAGACAGUCGUCUUUGCAUUCCAGACUGA